Elephantulus edwardii (Cape elephant shrew) is the source of this 978-nucleotide messenger RNA. It is a transcript of the gene RASD2, whose product is annotated as RASD family, member 2. The coding region runs from base 118 to 918 and encodes 266 amino acids. The transcript has 3 exons. Gene Ontology annotation, molecular function: GTP binding; GTPase activity. The record is from RefSeq and is a predicted model, not a curated record. NCBI's taxonomy places the organism in Eukaryota, Metazoa, Chordata, Mammalia, Macroscelidea, Macroscelididae.
ACUCGGGGCUGCUCGGCGGCGGGCGGCGCGGCGGGCGGGUCCCCACACCUCCAGGCGCUUCCCGGCAGCCCUCCGAGCCGUGCCAGAGGACCAUCACGCCGAUCCCAGCCCCGAGCCAUGAUGAAGACCUUGUCCAGCGGCAACUGCACGCUCAGCGUGCCCGCCAAGAACUCAUACCGCAUGGUGGUGCUGGGCGCCUCCCGGGUGGGCAAGAGCUCCAUCGUCUCCCGCUUCCUCAAUGGCCGCUUCGAGGACCAGUACACACCCACCAUCGAGGACUUCCACCGCAAGGUGUACAACAUCCGAGGGGACAUGUAUCAGCUGGACAUCCUGGACACCUCUGGCAACCACCCCUUCCCCGCCAUGCGCAGGCUCUCCAUCCUCACAGGCGACGUCUUCAUCCUGGUCUUCAGCCUGGAUAGCCGGGAGUCCUUCGACGAGGUCAAGCGCCUGCAGAAGCAGAUCCUGGAGGUCAAGUCCUGCCUGAAGAACAAGACCAAGGAGGCGGCCGAGCUGCCCAUGGUCAUCUGUGGCAACAAGAACGACCAUGGCGAGCUGUGCCGCCAGGUGCCCAGCACGGAGGCCGAGCUGCUGGUGUCGGGCGAUGAGAACUGUGCCUACUUCGAGGUGUCGGCCAAGAAGAACACCAACGUGGACGAGAUGUUCUACGUCCUCUUCAGCAUGGCCAAGCUGCCGCACGAGAUGAGCCCGGCCUUGCACCGCAAGAUCUCGGUGCAGUACGGCGAUGCCUUCCACCCCCGACCCUUCUGCAUGCGCCGCGUGAAGGAGAUGGACGCCUACGGCAUGGUCUCCCCUUUCGCCCGCCGGCCCAGCGUCAACAGUGACCUCAAGUACAUCAAGGCCAAGGUCCUGCGCGAGGGCCAGGCCCGAGAGAGGGACAAAUGCACCAUCCAGUAGCCAGAGGGACACUGGGCAGGCUUGAGCACUGCCUUAAGGGAAGUGGCCCCAGCUGCCCAC